UUGUGACGCAAGGACGUCGCCUCUGUGGCGUCACAAAGCGUGCGGCGGCGAAUUUCCCGUCGUGCCUCGGGGCUCCCGGUCGCUCCACUCCAGCUGGAGAGACGCGUCUGGGAGUCUCCGGUAUCCAGGGCUCCCGGUACCCGCCGGGCAACUGUGUCCCUCCCUCUCCGGGAACAUGCCGCGCCGCCCUCCGCAGUGAUCCCCGGACAGAGGCAAUGACAGCGGCUCCGGUAUCCCCGCGGGAGAUCAGGGAGAGGCUGCUGCAGGCCAUCGAUCCGCACAGCAAUAUACGUAACAUGGUGGCUGUGUUAGAGGUGAUCUCCAGUUUGGAGAAGUAUCCCAUUACCAAAGAGGCACUGGAGGAAACCCGACUAGGAAAAUUGAUCAACGAUGUCCGGAAAAAGACCAGCAACGAGGAGCUUGCCAAACGUGCGAAGAAAUUGCUGCGUAGCUGGCAAAAGCUGAUUGAGCCAGUUCAACAGAAUGAGCAGUCUGCAAGGGGCACUACUAAUCCACCAGGCUCUGCCAAUGGAGGGGGUGCCCACAACUGUAAGGUGGAGCCAAAUGCAACUGCACUGUUAAGUGGGAAGCCUAUUCAGGACCUCAAGGUCAGAAAUGACAUCCAGAAGGCACACUCUCCCAAGACUGAAAAGGUGGCCAGUCGAAAAAGGAAGGCAGUUCUUAAAGAUGGUACCCAAGGGCCUGCUUGUAAAGUGGUCAAGCCCAGUCAUGAGCUGUUCCAAAACUCCUCACCCCUACCAACAAAUGGUAUUGGAGGUAGUCCCCCUGAAAGCCUACUUAGUCCGCUUGAUGGCGGCUCACAGACUAACCGGUUGGAGACUGCUGAAAAUGAUAAGCAUGGUAAAAUACCAAUAAAUGCUGUCCGCCCUCACACGAACUCCCCUGGACUUGUAAAACACCCAAGCACUUCCUCUUUGUUAAAAGUGGCCGUCCUACAGCAGCACAGUGUAGGGUUGGAAGAUGUCCAUUCUCUUCAGCCACGAAGUCCCCGCUGCUCUUCCUUCAGCCCUCGUGGCACUAGAUCAGAACUAGUGGCACGGCAGCACACCACAUAUGCACCAAAGGGUUCUGCACCCAGCCCCUCCCACAGGCUGCCGGCUGUAGACACUGCACAUACACCCUCUUACCAAUCCCCUGUGCACCCUUCUACACCCCCCGCCAUAGCAAAAAGACUUGAGUCUCCCAGAAGGGAUAUAGUAGUCUCUUCACCUCACAGAUCUGUGGAGCAGCUACUCCCAAUUGACUGCCACCACCAGCAGUCUCCCAGGAUACCACAACAGCACACCCCACAUGGACCUCGCAGCAUUUAUCCCCAUACUGACCCUCAGACACCCCGUAGUGGUUUUUCAGAAGAGCCCUCAAAAAUGGACAGCGAUGAUGCAGCAUCUGGUUCAGAUAGCCAAAAGAAAAAAAGAUCUCGUAAUUGGGGUGAGCAAGAAGGGUAUUCAGUAGAUGGGACUGGCAAGCAGACACGAUUAAAAAAGGAUCGUAAAUUAAAAUUUAAUGUCAAUACAAGGGAAAUAAAACCCUUAACUCAUAAGGAUCCAGCCCACACUGAGAGUUCUGCCCCUUCAGAACAGCACAGGACUGAGACAGAUAAACAGGACCCCAAAUUAGGACUGCCAAGUCCCUUUGAACAGACAAACUGGAAAGAGUUGUCUCGAAAUGAGAUCAUCCAGUCCUAUCUCAAUCGUCAGAGCAGCUUGUUGUCUUCCUCUGGUGUACAAACACAGAGUGCACAUUAUUAUAUGUCAGAAUAUUUAAAACAGGAGGAAUGCACUAAGCGGGAAGCUAGAAAGACUCAUGUUUUAGUGCCACUUGCCCUCCCCAGUGAGCUGCCUGGAAGAAACAGGGAAGUAACUAGUGCUGACUUAGAAAGACUACAUGACCAACAUUGGCCAGGUGUUAAUGGCUGUCAUGAUACACAAGGCAACUGGUAUGAUUGGACGCAGUGCAUCUCUUUGGACCCUCAUGGUGAUAAUGGUAGAUUAAACAUCUUGCCUUAUGUCUGCCUAGACUGAGCACCAGUCCCAAAUCUGCUUUCUCAUAUCUGCGGUUUUCACUGCAAACCAUGGGUUGCCUAGCGACCGCUGCUCCAAACAGAAGAUUUACAUGAGAGAGGAGUUCCCUGUUUCUGGGGAUGUGGAGGGUGGUGUUGUAGAGAACCUGGAAGAUAAGCUUUGUCUCCACUACACCCUGGGAAUUACCUUCCUCCGCCGGCGCUCCCCCUGUGUCUGUCACACCCGUUCUUUUGUGCUAAAUGCUGCUACCGGUUAACUCAAAGGAAUACAGAAGGGGGUAAAGAAAUGCAAUGGAAGGGUGUACAAGGGGGGUACAUGUUGGAGUUUUGAAUCUACUAUAGCAAGUGAGCUAUAAUAAAAUACAUGAAAAAUUCAAGUGUUAAGUUUAAACCUACCCUUAAAUUGCAAAAAAGGUGAAUAUUUCCAGUACCUGGAAAAAGGGCUGGAAUAAAAAAAAUUAUAUAUAUAUGACAGGUACCUAAAACUUAUGUGAAAGAGGAUUUAAUUAAGUUGAGAAUAAGUUACCAUAACAGAGAAUGCAUUUAUUUAUUUGAAUUAAUGGUUUUUCCUUUUUCAGAUUUUAUUUCCAUUGAAAAUUUGACAAAGCGUCUUAACAAGAGGCGCAAAAUAUUAAUGUAUAAUUCCAAGCAUCACAACUGGUCCCUGUAUUGUUAAUUGGGGAAGAGUCUUAGAACUAAUUCUCCCAAAACUAUUUUUUUUUUUCUCUACAGUUCUAUUGUAUACAUUUAUCUUCUAAAAUGCGACCAUAUAAGAUCAGAUCCCUAAGCUGCUGCUAAUCACUACUUAACAUUGUUUAAAAAACCCUCUAAGUAAGCUCUUUUUAUUAUUAUUUACAUCUUUGGUUUUAAAACAUAUCCUUCAUUUUCUUACCAUAUUUCAGUGUUUUCGGCACCCAGAACUCUAACAUGAGCUGUAUUUAUUCUACUCCUAAUGAUACAAUCUUUUUUCAAAUGACCUUCACCUCUAAAACUACAAGGUGACAGAUGGUGCUACCAGCUUCUAGAUAGUCCAGACACAAAACAGGGCCGGUUUGUAUGCUGGGAUAAAAAAAAAUAAAGUAAACUUAAAACUACUUGCUACCAUUCCUCUAGAUGUAAUUUGCCUUAUGGGAUCUCCAUCAUAAACGCGAUUUUUUUUUUUUUGUUUGUUUUUUGCAAGAAAAUAAAACCUAAAAAAAAACACACAAAAAAAACAGCCUUAGUUGAAUGUACAGUGAGACUUCUGUAUUUCUCAUAUGCAGAAGGGAGCAACUUUGCUAACUUUGGUCCUCUCGGUGGACAAAUUGUGAUAUAAAUGUGGAAACCAUAAUAAAAAAAAAAUACAA
Pseudophryne corroboree (corroboree frog) is the source of this 3387-nucleotide messenger RNA. It is a transcript of the gene MED26, whose product is annotated as mediator complex subunit 26. Bases 216 to 2042 code for a protein of 608 amino acids. The transcript has 3 exons. Gene Ontology annotation, molecular function: transcription coregulator activity. Gene Ontology annotation, biological process: regulation of transcription by RNA polymerase II; positive regulation of gene expression. Gene Ontology annotation, cellular component: mediator complex; nucleus; core mediator complex. The record is from RefSeq and is a predicted model, not a curated record. NCBI's taxonomy places the organism in Eukaryota, Metazoa, Chordata, Amphibia, Anura, Myobatrachidae.